Messenger RNA from Triplophysa dalaica, 1591 nucleotides. It is a transcript of the gene mtfmt, whose product is annotated as mitochondrial methionyl-tRNA formyltransferase. Bases 250 to 1440 code for a protein of 396 amino acids. The record is from RefSeq and is a predicted model, not a curated record. Lineage: Eukaryota; Metazoa; Chordata; Actinopteri; Cypriniformes; Nemacheilidae. Gene Ontology annotation, cellular component: mitochondrion. Gene Ontology annotation, molecular function: methionyl-tRNA formyltransferase activity. Gene Ontology annotation, biological process: biosynthetic process; conversion of methionyl-tRNA to N-formyl-methionyl-tRNA. The transcript is spliced from 9 exons.
CACACACGCUGCUGUUUGUGGAUUUAUUACGCCUGUCUGUAACCUUGCAAAAACGAUCUUCUAGUUGGCGAAAACUGCUUUAUUUUGUGAAUAGUAUGUGGACAUAUUAUUGCGGAUUAUGUAAGGACUUGGCUUGAAUGACGGAAGAAAUGUGAAUCAGCUUUUUAUCGGUUAAUAGAGAAGAAUGUUAGUGUUGAUUGUCAACUGUUAAAGAUCGUUGGUGGCAUUAAUGAAAUCUAACUUCAGAGGAUGCGGAAUCUAAACUCUUUAAAAGUAAUAAAUCAUGGACGUUUACUAUCACAAAGACUUAGUGGAUACUGCAUAACACGAUCUGAGGCGUCAGGUUUUUGUCAAAGUCAUGCCAGUCGUGGAAGACGUUUUGUAACUCAACUACAGUCUGCUUCUAAACCACCCUGGAGAAUAUUGUUCUUUGGAAGUGAUGAAUUCGCAGUAGAGUCAUUGAAACGACUUCAUGCAUCCCGUGAUGACACAAAAGCUGGAUACAAAUGCAUAGACUCCAUUGAGGUUGUGACGUUGACCGGAGAUGCUCCAGUCAGAAAGUAUGCAGAGCAGCACAGACUUCCACUUCACCAGUGGCCAGACGUGGAUUUAAGUUCAGGGUUUGAUGUUGGCGUUGUUGUGUCCUUUGGCUGUUUGAUUAAGGAGAACCUUAUCAACAAAAUGGCAUAUGGGAUCCUGAAUGUGCACCCUAGUCUGCUGCCACGCUGGCGUGGUCCAGCGCCCAUCUUCCAUACAAUUCUACAUGGUGAUAGUGUGACAGGAGUAACUGUUAUGCAGAUAAGACCCAAGAGAUUUGAUGUGGGCCCCAUUCUCCAUCAAGAGCUGUGUAAGGUUCCAAAGAACUGUACCGCAGAUGAACUGGGAGCUACUUUGGCGGUUGUGGGUGCCAGACUGUUAAUGGAUACUUUAGCACAUCUUCCAGAAAGGAUAGCAAACCAAAAAGAGCAAUCUAAAGAGGGUGCAACCUUUGCCCCAAAAAUUAGUCCCAGAAUGGCCUGGAUAAUAUGGGAGGACUACAGUUGUGACCAUAUUGAUCGGCUGUUUCAUGCAAUUGGAUCUCGGUUUCCGUUGAAAACCAUGUGGAUGGGCAAUCCUGUUAAACUUCUGGACUUCAUUGGCAAAUGCAAUGUGAUGUUCCCAGCUGCUCCAUAUUUAACUGCAGUCCCAGGGUCUGUGCUUUAUCAGAAAGAAUCAAGUGCUUUACUUGUUCGUUGCAAGGAUGGCUGGGUUGGAUUCAGAUCAGUGAAGUUCAAGAAAAAACUGUCGGCAGCUGAUUUCUUUAAUGGAUAUCUUCACCAGAGUGUGCUGAAGAAAUCUCCAUCCCUAGACACCUGUCUCUUUCAAAGUUAUAAAGAAAGAACUAAUUUGCCCGGAGGACAGGACAAUAGCAUGCUGCUGCAGAAUAAGACUUCAUUUUGAAGCCUAGCAUUAGUUCAAUCAUGAAAUGAUCAAUUAAGUAUUGAACAGCUGCUUCCUAUUUAAACAUUUUUGUCUGUUUUAAGACAAUGUUGUAUUUAGUAUUGUCGUUUGGUAAAUGAAUGUGGAUCCAAUAAAAUUUGUUUUGAUGAUU